AUGUCCGGUUUCAAGUCGCUCGAGCUCUCGCAGGGCUGGCAAUUCCGGGAUGCUAGCGAUACCAGUCCAGAAGCGUGGCGUAGCGUUUCCAAGGUACCAACCGUUGUGCACCUCGACCUCAUCGAUCACGGUGUAAUACUCGACCCGUUCAUCGGGAUGAACGAGCUUCAGGUGCAGUGGGUGGGUGAGCGAGACUGGGUAUAUCGGGUCGAGUUUGUGCCACCAAAGCUUGAGGCCGGUCAACGGUGCGAUCUCCUCUUCGAAGGCCUAGAUACUAUCGCGACUGUCAAACUGAACGGCGAAACCAUCCUUAAGAGCGAUAAUAUGUUUGUUCCCCAUCGGGUUGAUAUUACGAAACAUUUGGUCCCGGAGUCUGGCAGCACCAUGACGCUUGAUAUCUUGUUUGAGUCUGCUCUACUGUGUGGACGGGAGCGUGUUAAGCAACAUCCCGAGCACCGGUUUAUUACACAUCAAACGGAAGCUGGGAGGAGUUCGGUCCGAAAGGCUGGGUAUCAUUGGGGCUGGGAUUGGGGUCCUAUUCUGAUGACGGCAGGGCCGUGGAGGCCAGUUCGGCUAGAGACCUAUACGGCUAGGGUGGAGGACGUGUGGGUGGAGAGCGAAGUAAGCCAGGAUCUGAAGUUCUGUCGAGGUCGUCUUAAAGCCCAAGUGUCUGGGAGACCAGGAAGUAGCGUUCACUUCAAGCUUCUACUCCGGAAUAAGGUGCUUUUUGAGUCUGAAGUAAGUGCUACGGGGGAUGGGUUUGCAGAGACAGAAUUCGUGAUCCAGAACCCAGCACUAUGGUAUCCGCGCGGAUAUGGUCGGCAAGACCUGCAUGAAAUCUGCGUUAAUCUCAUUGACAAUCAUGAGGUACAACAUGAGGUCUCCAAGUUGACCGGGUUCAGGAGUGUCGAGCUUGUUCAAGAGAAAGACAAAUACGGCCAAUCCUUCUUUUUCAGGAUUAAUGGUAUUGACAUUUUUGCCGGCGGCUCAUGCUGGAUACCGGGUGACAGCUUCCUUCCUCGAUUGACUCCCGAGAGGUACAGCAAAUGGCUCGAAUUGUUGGUAGAGGGAAAUCAGAAUAUGAUCCGCAUCUGGGGCGGCGGGAUCUUUGAACCGUCCACCUUUUACUCCACUUGUGACGAGCUCGGGAUCUUAGUCUGGCAAGACUUCAUGUUUGCAUGCGCUUCAUAUCCCACCUAUCCAUCCUUUUUGUCGUCCAUCGAGGAAGAAGCACGUGUGAACGUCAAGCGUCUUCGUCAUCACCCCUCCAUCGUGAUAUACGCAGGAAGUAAUGAAGACUACCAGAUUCAAGAAAAAUAUCAUCUCGACUAUAACUUCGAGACUGACAAAGAUCCGCAGUUGUGGCUCAAGUCAACAUUUCCUGCCAGGUACACCUAUGAGUACCUAUUGCCGAAGGUUGUAGAGGAAGAAUCACCCACGACACCGUACCACCCAACAAGUCCCUGGGGAGGAGGAAAGCAUUCAGCAGAUCCCACAAUAGGAGAUAUCCAUCAGUGGAACAUCUGGCACGGAACAAUGUUGCCUUAUCAAAACUUUCCCGAAGUUGGUGGGCGGUUUGUCAGUGAAUUCGGAAUGGAAGCGUUCCCACAUCGAGCGACAAUCGAGCAAUUUAUUAUAGAUGAGGAUGAGAUGUACCAUCAAUCUCUCACCAUGGACUUCCACAACAAGGCCAGGGACCACGAACGACGACUCGGCACUUACAUCCUUGAGAAUUUCCGAAUCAAAUCUGAUUUUCAGUCAUACGUACAUCUCUCUCAGAUUGCUCAAUCCGACGCUAUGAAAUUUGCGUAUCAGGGCUGGCGUCGACAAUGGGGCCACGGCCGCCUCUGUGGGGGAGCCCUGGUUUGGCAACUAAACGACUGUUGGCCGACGACCUCAUGGGCGGUGGUGGACUACUUUUUGCGAAAGAAGCCUGCAUUCUAUGUCAUAUCGCGGACUUUGGAGCCAGUUGCAGUUGGUAUUUCCAGAGCUCACAAGGAAUGGACAUCUGGACAUGCCAAACCUGCAGACUCGACCAGAUAUGAGCUUUGGGCCGUGACCAGCCAUCUGAAGCCGACCCGCGCUACGGUAAGCUUACGCUUCAUAUCAAUUCGAACGGGUGCAGAUGUGCAGCCAGAAGUUUCGUACCAGGUUGUUCUCAUUCCAAACGGUACAACGGAAGUAGCAAGUGGGGAUUUGAGUUUAAAAGACACAGAUGCAUUUGUGCUGAGUGCCACCCUGAGUAUUGAUGAUCAGGUAAUUAGUCGAGACGUGGAUUGGCCGCAACCUUACAAGUACCUCUCAUUCCGAGACAGGGGUCUAGAGGUCAAACUUCUUCCUGCGGAGAACGCGCUGUCCGUCACAGUCAAAAAGCCAGUCAAGGGUUUGGUCUUUGAGGAGACAGAUGGCGUUUGGCUGCAAGAUAACGGAAUCGACAUAGCCCCUGGCUAUGAGCACAUCAUUCCCGUCCGCGGAAUUCGUAGUGCCUCUGAUAUUCCACGUUGGACAUACCUUGGGGACGACAGCCUAUGA
Aspergillus pseudonomiae is the source of this 2532-nucleotide messenger RNA. RefSeq names its product beta-mannosidase. The record is from RefSeq and is a predicted model, not a curated record. The coding region runs from base 1 to 2532 and encodes 843 amino acids. The transcript is spliced from 4 exons. Lineage: Eukaryota; Fungi; Ascomycota; Eurotiomycetes; Eurotiales; Aspergillaceae. Gene Ontology annotation, biological process: carbohydrate metabolic process; glycoprotein catabolic process. Gene Ontology annotation, molecular function: beta-mannosidase activity.